AUGCGCCUCUCCGCCGCGCUGCUCUGCAUCGUCUCACAGCUCUGGACGGUGAAUGCCAACGUCGAGAAGACGAUAUUCCUCGGUCCCAAGCCUGUGACUCUCCCCAAUGUCCGCUCCAGCUCGUAUGACUUCGGUCUGAACUACUUGUCGCCUGACUUUACCAUCCUCCCGAUCCGUGUGCCCGUACGGUUUCCCACCGAGUCGGUGCCCCGCGGUCUCGAGUCCUGGUAUCUGCUUCGCGGCCUGGAAGACGGGCGGAGGUACGAAUUGCGCAUCUGCUGGCCGGCAACUCAACCUACCGACUUCUGGCUCGACACUUAUUCUGUCACCCAAAUACUCGACACGCCUGAAUUGACAUCUUCGCUGGUACAAUUCAACUCGGAGUUUCGACGCUACCUAGUCGACGACGACAUCACCACCAAGGAAACACCGUCUGCAGCCCCAAAGUCGAUGCUAUUUCUGCGCCUCCAGGCUGCAGCAUCUUACUACUCGACCAAUCGCACAUUGAUGGACUACCCGCCUCCAGUCGAUGCGGAUCUCAUACUUGAUCCCUUUAUACUGAACGUCUUCCCCCAGUCACUCGCUCCCGUCGCCAUAUACAUUACCGCAGUCGCUGUAGGAGCCUGGUUUCUCUCUAGUUACAUCUACCGUUGGUUAUUGUCAGUCGCUGCCGACGCACCUAGCAAACCGCACACCGAUUGA
Alternaria alternata is the source of this 702-nucleotide messenger RNA. RefSeq lists its product as hypothetical. The transcript is spliced from 3 exons. The coding region runs from base 1 to 702 and encodes 233 amino acids. Gene Ontology annotation, molecular function: mannosyltransferase activity. Gene Ontology annotation, cellular component: mannosyltransferase complex; endoplasmic reticulum membrane. Gene Ontology annotation, biological process: GPI anchor biosynthetic process. NCBI's taxonomy places the organism in Eukaryota, Fungi, Ascomycota, Dothideomycetes, Pleosporales, Pleosporaceae. The record is from RefSeq and is a predicted model, not a curated record.